Messenger RNA from Aspergillus welwitschiae, 403 nucleotides. RefSeq lists its product as uncharacterized. The transcript has a single exon. Bases 4 to 228 code for a protein of 74 amino acids. The record is from RefSeq and is a predicted model, not a curated record. NCBI's taxonomy places the organism in Eukaryota, Fungi, Ascomycota, Eurotiomycetes, Eurotiales, Aspergillaceae.
UAUAUGCCACGCCUCACAGUGAAUGUUUCCCUCCUUCACGUUACUGGCCGAGAUCUCUCUCGACUAGCCGACCGUGUCUUGUCCGCAAAUGAUAUGUACGAGAAAAGCGAAACAGUUCGCCAAGCCGACACCGCCCGCCGCAUUACCAACUGUGGCGUACAGUGGCAAUCCCCUAUUUUUCGAUUCAAUCAACAUAGGGAGAGUAUCUUUACGCCGAUAUCCAGCUGACAAGUUUAUGGAUGUUGAACAUGCCAGAUAUUCAGAGUGCGGCUACCUGUAAGGCACAAUUAGACCUAAGCUACCAUUAGGAAGUUUGUGGGGGCGAUUCCAGCGUAUAGAGGGACAUGUUGGUUUGAUGUGUGGAACAAAAAGGGGUUGCUCCAAGUCCGUCCGCCCUUCCUCC